GUGAAGGCAACAGAAUACUACCGAAACAAAACAUAAAUAUGCGUACCGAGUAAGCCGCAAGACACGACGUCUUCUCCCUCUCCGUCUGGCUUCAAAAUGAGCAAGACUGAGCAAACAAAAGUGAGCGUUUUGGUGAGUCUCUUCAACUGGAUACAGAAAACUAAACCUCCGCUCAAGAAACGCUCUAAGUUUCGCAAGUUCCUCGUCACCUACUGCGACUCCUCCAAUUACUUCAGCUCUUUGCGCCUCAUCCUCCCCUCUUUAGACCGAGAGCGAGGCAGUUAUGGCCUCAAAGAGUCCGUGCUUGCCACGUGUCUCAUCGACGCCCUCGGCAUGUCCAGAGACUCUCCAGAUGCUAUUCGCCUUAUCAAUUGGCGUAAGGGAGCCGGAGCCGCCAAUGCCGGCAAUUUCCCCUUGGUUGCCGCCGAGGUUCUCCAGCGUAGGCAAGGAAUGAUUUCUGGUGGACUUACAAUUAAGGAAUUAAAUGAUCUGCUUGAUUGCUUGGCUUCAAGUGAAAAUAGGGCAGAGAAGAUUUCAGUUCUAUCUACUCUGAUUAAGAAGACAAAUGCAAUGGAAAUGAAGUGGAUUAUCAUGAUAAUUCUUAAAGAUCUGAAGUUGGGAAUUAGUGAAAAGAGCAUUUUUCAUGAAUUUCAUCCAGAUGCCGAAGACUUGUUCAAUGUCACAUGUGACUUAAAGUUGGUUUGUGAAAAGUUAAAGGAUCGAAGUCAACGACAUAAAAGGCAGGACAUUGAAGUUGGGAAAGCUGUACGCCCUCAGCUAGCUAUGAGAGUUAGUGAUGCACAUGCUGCAUGGAAAAAGCUUCAUGGGAAGGAAGUGAUUGUUGAGUGUAAAUUUGAUGGUGAUCGCAUUCAAAUUCAUAAAAAUGGAUCAGAGAUACACUACUUCUCGAGGAACUUUCUUGAUCACUCUGAAUAUGGACAUGCAAUGUCUAACAUUAUUGUGCAAAAUAUUUUGGUUGACAGGUGUAUACUUGAUGGUGAAAUGUUGGUGUGGGACACUUCUUUGAAUCGGUUUGCUGAGUUUGGUUCAAAUCAGGAAAUAGCCAAGGCAGCAAGGGAUGGACUUGACAGUGAUCGACAGUUGUGCUAUGUUGCAUUUGAUAUUCUUUAUGUUGGAGAUACUAGCGUCAUUCACCAAAGCUUGAAGGAACGACAUGAGCUUCUUAAAAAGGUAGUGAAGCCUUUGAAGGGUCGUUUAGAGAUUUUAGUACCUAAUGGUGGUCUUAAUACUCACCGCCCUCCAGGGGAGCCUUGUUGGUCACUCAUGGCUUCUAAUGUGGAGGGUGUUGAGAAAUUUUUCAAAGAAACCAUUGAAAAUAGAGAUGAAGGAAUUGUAUUAAAAGACCUUGGUUCAAAAUGGGAACCAAGUGAUCGAAGUGGAAAGUGGCUAAAGUUGAAGCCUGAGUACAUCAGAAGUGGCUCUGACUUAGAUGUUUUAAUCAUAGGAGGAUACUAUGGCUCUGGACGUCGUGGAGGAGAGGUAGCUCAAUUUUUGGUGGCCCUGGCUGAACGUCCAGCUCCAAAUACAUAUCCUAGGCGAUUUAUCUCAUUUUGCAGAGUGGGUACUGGUCUUUCAGAUGACGAGCUAGAUACAGUUGUAACCAAAUUGAAGCCUUAUUUUAGGAAGUAUGAAUAUCCAAAGAGGGCACCGCCCGGUUUCUAUGAAGUUACGAAUAACUCAAAAGAGAGACCAGAUGUUUGGAUUGAGAGCCCUGAGAAAUCAAUAAUACUUUCUAUAACCAGUGAUAUCCGUACUAUAAGGUCUGAGGUGUUUGCUGCACCCUACAGCUUGAGAUUUCCACGUAUUGACAGAGUGAGAUAUGACAAGCCUUGGCACGAAUGUCUUGAUGUGCAGUCAUUUGUAGAACUUGUACAUUCAAGUAACGGUACCACAAAGAAGGAGAAAGAUUAUGGAGCCCCACUAGAUUAUAAACCAAAACGUGCCAAGUCAUCUAGAUUGGGAGACAGAAAGAAUGUAUCUGUUGUUCCUUCACAUUUCAUUCAGACUGAUGUUUCCAAUAUUAAGGGUGAAACCUUGAUAUUCUCAAAUAUGGUGUUUUACUUUGUUAAUGUUCCUCCAACCCUCUCUCUUGACUCCUUGCACAAAAUGGUUGUGGAGAAUGGUGGCACAUUUUCAAUGAAUCUGAAUAAGUCUGUUACCCACUGUGUUGCAGCUGAGAACAGAGGGAUAAAAUACCAGGCAGCAAAGCUUCGUGGAGAUGUUAUUCAUUACUCUUGGGUCUUGGAUUGUUGUUCACAAAAGAAGCUCCUCCAUUUACAGCCAAGGUACUUCCUCAACCUCUCUGAUUCUUCAAAGACAAAGCUACAAGAAGAAGUUGAUGAAUUUUCUGACUCUUUCUACUGGGACCUUGACCUUGCAGACCUCAAACAGCUCUUAAGCAACAUUCAUCGUUCGGAAGAUCCCACAACUGUUGAUUAUUACAGGAAAAAGUACUGUCCUGAAGACAAAUGGUCUUGCUUUCACGGCUGCUGCAUUUACUUCUAUCCUUUAACAGAGUCUUUAAAAUCUGAUGGGGAAGUCUUGUUGGAACUUGCCUUGAGGAGAAUGAAGCUCGAAGUUUCCUUUGGUGGUGGCAAAGUUUGCAACAAUCUUGUGAAUGCUACCCAUUUGGUGAUCUUGUCAGUACCUGGAACUGAUAUGAACUUUGAUUCUCUUAUAAAAGGCUUUACCACCACAGAAAAAUAUCUUUUCGGGAACAAGAAGUUGCAUGUUGUUGGAUCCCAGUGGUUGGAAGACUGCUUAAAAAGGGAGCAAAAGUUGGAAGAAGACACGUACAGCUUGAAGCCCAGUGGAAUAGAACAGUCAUACUCUGAAUUGUGCAAACGAGACCUAGAUAUGAAAGAAGUCUCUUCUGAAUUGGAAAUUUUGGAAAGCCAGAAUAUACCAUCGUCGCUUGGCCGAGAAGGAAAACAGAGAGGAAGCAAAGUUGCUUCGGAAAGUUCUAGAUUACUGUCCUUGCCAAAGAGGGAAGGCAUAAGGAAAAGAGGAAGACCUGCUGGUGGGAGCACAAAGAAAGGGAAAAUGAUUGUCAACCCAGCUCGAAGAACAAGGGCACGUGUCGGAAAGAUGCCUUCUAAAAUAUAUGAAAAUGAAUCAGACAGAAUUGACACAUCUUCUGAAAAAGAAAUUGAGGAAGAUACUGAAAUGAAUGAAGAGAAUCAUGAAAAUCAUGGAAUGGUUGGUACAGAGAAAUUGCAAACACUGAAGACUGAAGUUUUAGAAGAAUCGGAACCAUCUCACAAAGGAAAGGCAACUGAGCAACAGGUUGUGGAAGAUGUUAGAAAAGUAGAUGAGUCUGUUCAAGCUCCCGAUAUUGAAAUGGUUGAAACGAAUUAUAGCCAAGACAGUGAGAAGCCUGAAACACUGGAAGUUAUGGUUGAUCCGGUUCAAGCCAUGUUACUGGACAUGAUUCCAAGCCUUGGAGCAAAGAAGGUUGAAACUACAUCAGAUCCAAUUCGUGAAGAUGAGAAACCAUCUGCAGGUGCCCGUGCAGGGCCUACUAAGAAAAAGAAAGUUAGCUACAAGGAUGUCGCAAGUGAAUUGCUCAAGGAUUGGUAGACAUGUUGUAAGCAGUAUGCUGCUUGGGUUGUUUCUGUUGGAUUGGUAGACAAGUUUUGUGUAUAUUGUUUAGUUACUGUUAUGAUGGUUUAGACUUAACUUUAUUGUUUAUCAUAUUGAAUGGAAAAGGGGCUCCUUCCAGAACGAUUUGCAUAAUAAAUGCUG
Messenger RNA from Pistacia vera, 3765 nucleotides. RefSeq names its product DNA ligase 4. Lineage: Eukaryota; Viridiplantae; Streptophyta; Magnoliopsida; Sapindales; Anacardiaceae. Gene Ontology annotation, biological process: nucleotide-excision repair, DNA gap filling; DNA recombination; double-strand break repair via nonhomologous end joining. Gene Ontology annotation, cellular component: DNA ligase IV complex. Gene Ontology annotation, molecular function: ATP binding; DNA binding; DNA ligase (ATP) activity. The coding region runs from base 97 to 3600 and encodes 1167 amino acids. The record is from RefSeq and is a predicted model, not a curated record. The transcript has 27 exons.